AUGGCAUUACCAUUAUAUGAACCCUAUUCUUUUUUCAACUUUUCAGAUGACUCAAAUGAAUCUAAGCUUAUAAUUUCUCAAAGCCCGGACAAUAUAUCAUUGACGACAAUACCAUCUGAUUCUAUUUCUAUUAUCAGCUCCAAUUCA
Racocetra fulgida is the source of this 147-nucleotide messenger RNA. Lineage: Eukaryota; Fungi; Glomeromycota; Glomeromycetes; Diversisporales; Gigasporaceae. The record is from the annotation of a GenBank genome assembly.